AUGCUCCCUAAACAAGUGGUACUCGUCGCUCUCCUCGUCGCCUCUGCCUGUGCCCAAUAUGGUGUCGCUGGUAUGUACGAGAACCUUCCACUCGAGAGCACAACUCCAGAAGCUUCUGGUGACGGAUCCGGUAACGAUAACGGAUAUGCAUCAGGUGCCGACGCUGUCGCAAUCGAUACGGACUGUUCAACCAAGGAAGAUGGUCUCUACGCAAUUGGCGGAUGCUCUCCACAGUUUUUGACUUGUUCUGGAGGAAUCUCUAGAAUCAUGGACUGCCCAGCAAACCUGAUCUACGACCAGCGAAUCGUCGCUUGCGAGUACUCUGACAACGUUCCAGAGUGCGGUGGAACCCCACAAGAAGUCACUACAACGGAAGCUUAUGCUACUCAAGAGACAACUGAGGCCUCCACUAUUCCAGCUGAGACCACAACCGUAUACAUCCCAAUCGUCCCAGCUGUCACUACCGCUGCUCCUAUCGUCGAACCAGUCACUCGCACAGCCAUCGACAGAACUUGCCAAGGCAAACCAGACGGAUUCUACUCAUUCGGACAGUGCAGCGACCACUACAUCGCCUGCUCCAACGGAUACACCAUCCCAAUGCAAUGUCCAGCUAGACUCGCUUUCGACGAGGCUCGUGUCAUUUGUGACUACGUUUUGAAUGUUCCAGAGUGCCAAAAUGGUUCAGGAGACGAUCAGGAUUCGGGAUCCGGUGAUGAGGAGACCACCACUGAGGAAGCUUCAGGAGAGCUCCCAUACAGCAAUGGAUACGGAUACGAGGAGACCACCACGGCGGCUGUUGAGGAAACUACAGAGUCUACCGAUGGGUAUGAUGUUGAGCGUUCCGCUGCGGCCUACAACGCUCCAUACGAGUCUACCACCGCUGCUGAUGUCCCAUCCACCACUGUUGAGGUCACUACCGAGCAAGUCUACGAGACCACCACUCCAGAGGAGACUACCACUGAACAAUACUACGAGACGAGCACUACAGAGGAAGUCUAUGAGACCACUACCGUUCCAGAGGAGGUCACCACUGAGCAGGUUUACGAGACCACGACUCCAGAAGAGGUUACAACCGAGCAAGUCUAUGAGACCACGACUCCAGAGGAAGUGACCACUGAGCAAGCUUAUGAGACCACUAGCGAGUCUGUUCCAUCUUGCAUCGAGGGAGCCACAGCCAUCGAGCCAUGCUCUCAACACUACCGUAACUGUGUCAACGGACAGGAGACUAUCUUCAUCUGCGAGUCGGGACUCUUCUUCUCGCCAGAACUAGCUCGUUGCACAACCACUGAUCAAAUCGCCGAGUGCCACCAGAAGCCCGUCUACUACUAA
This is a messenger RNA of Caenorhabditis remanei, 1329 nucleotides long. RefSeq lists its product as uncharacterized. The record is from RefSeq and is a predicted model, not a curated record. The transcript has 3 exons. Gene Ontology annotation, molecular function: chitin binding. Bases 1 to 1329 code for a protein of 442 amino acids. Lineage: Eukaryota; Metazoa; Nematoda; Chromadorea; Rhabditida; Rhabditidae. Gene Ontology annotation, cellular component: extracellular region.